AUGCGAACUACAGGUAUUGUGGAAAAUUCGAUAACUUCUUCAUCAUCUGAUCACGAUAGUUCAGCAAGUUUACCAUCACCUCCAAAGCAAGCACUAAUGGAUGACGAUUUUGUCAAAACUCUCGAACAACUCUCGAGACAACAGAGUUCACGAGCUCUAAAUACUGCAGAACAAGGCAUCACACCUCAACAUGGUAAUUUCAGGACUGUAUUGAAAAGACCUGAUUUGAAAGGUGUCUCUUUUUUGUAA
Messenger RNA from Acanthocheilonema viteae, 249 nucleotides. The record is from the annotation of a GenBank genome assembly. Lineage: Eukaryota; Metazoa; Nematoda; Chromadorea; Rhabditida; Onchocercidae.